UCCAGUCAGGUAUGUGAAUGGAGUGAUGCAUUCUGUUGCGUUGGGCUCACGCUUCGUCAUUCCGCUGCGUAAUCCACUGCGAAAGAUUCAGUUGCCCCAUUCCCCCUCCAGCCCCGUCAAGCUCUUCAGCCUCCUAUCCGACUUGCAUUCCCUCACCAAAAUGGAGGUACUCCAAUCACUACUCUUUAAUCGUCUCUUUCGAAAUUUCUGGACCGGUGGAUUGGUUGACAAGAACAAAAAAAUGGUGGAAAGUUUGGAGCGUUAUGGUGUAAUCAAGUCUAAGGAGGUGGCAGAAGUGAUGGAAAGAAUUGAUAGGGGCGUUUUUGUACAAAGUGGCACUCCAGCUUAUGUUGAUAGUCCUAUGCAAAUUGGUUUCAAUGCAACUAUAUCUGCUCCUCACAUGCAUGCAACUUGUCUAGAACUGUUGAAGCAGCAUCUGCAACCUGGAAUGCGAGCGCUAGAUGUUGGUUCUGGAACUGGGUACUUAACAGCUUGCUUUGCAAUCAUGGUUGGACCUCAAGGACGCGCAGUAGGUGUUGAGCAUAUUCCAGAGCUUGUUUCUUUUUCAAUUGAGAACAUAAAAAAAAGUGCAGCAUCUUCAUUACUGGAAGGAUCACUAUCGGUGCAUAUUUCUGACGGGCGGCUUGGUUGGGCAGAGCUUGCACCAUAUGAUGCCAUACAUGUUGGUGCGGCGGCCGCUGAAAUUCCCGACGCACUCGUUGAGCAGCUAAAGCCAGGCGGCCGAAUGGUUAUUCCAGUUGGUACCAUAUUCCAGGAUCUCAAAGUUAUUGAUAAAAAACUUGAUGGAUCUAUCAGCACUCAUAUUGAAACAUCUGUAAGAUAUGUUCCACUGACUAGCAAAGAUGCCCAGCUACGCGGCUGAACAGCUCUAGCUUCUUUAUUACACCUGUUUUAUUUUCUUUUAAUAUUUGUAUGUUUUCUUUAUAAUAAAGUGGAGGUUUUGGCAGACUUUAAGAGUAUGUUGUUCUUAAGAUUUAUAUUGGGGUCAUAAUAGAAAGUGCAAAUAAUGUUUGUGCA
Molecule: messenger RNA, 1038 nt
Organism: Phalaenopsis equestris
Lineage: Eukaryota; Viridiplantae; Streptophyta; Magnoliopsida; Asparagales; Orchidaceae
Product: protein-L-isoaspartate O-methyltransferase 1-like
Exons: 4
Coding region: 26-883 (285 amino acids)
Biological process (GO): protein modification process
Cellular component (GO): cytoplasm
Molecular function (GO): protein-L-isoaspartate (D-aspartate) O-methyltransferase activity
Source: RefSeq, a predicted model, not a curated record